Molecule: messenger RNA, 4236 nt
Organism: Ectocarpus sp. CCAP 1310/34
Lineage: Eukaryota; Phaeophyceae; Ectocarpales; Ectocarpaceae
Source: the annotation of a GenBank genome assembly
AAUUUACCCUCAACUGGGAACCUCUUGUGGCCACGAUGGGUAAUUCGAUGGAAGUGUCACAAGGUUCUUUGCAGGAUCGACUCCAAGAGGUGUUCUCAGGACUGACACACAUUGUGCCCUUGGAGAAAUAUCUAAGUCACGAGAAAAAGUGUGCACGCAAGGAGUUUCGAACCAGUAGUCUAGACUAUCCAGCUGACGCCAUGUAUGUGCGAAGGUGUACCGAUUCAGGAUGCUCUGUUCCAAAAAGGCGGUUGAACUUACAGCAAUUCUACCUACAUACGAGCAUAGAGCAGCAGCAUGCUUCUCUGUAGCGGUCGGAUGAUUCAAGUGCUCGUCCUCGCUCUGAGCGCGGUCGUGAGCGUCUGGGGUUCUCCGUUGUCCCAGGAGAGGUUCCAGGUUACGACAUUCGGUGCGGAACGGCGAGCUCGGUGGUCGCUGGAGGGCAAGACAGCCAUCGUCACCGGGGGCACCAAGGGUAUCGGCAAGGCUAUCGUGGAGGAGCUGGCGUGCCUCGGGGCUAAGGUCAUCACAUGCUCCAGAAACCCCGCGGAUGUGGCGGCCUGCCUCGAGGAAUGGAAAAGCAAGGGCCUGCUCGUGGAAGGCACAGCAGCGGACGUUACAACAGCUGAGGGGCGGGAGUCGUUGGUCGAACUGGCAGAAGAACACUUCGGGGGACUGCUGGACAUCCUGGUGAACAACGUCGGCACCAACAUUCGCAAGGCGACAGUCGACUAUACCCCGGAAGAGUCAGCCUACGUCAUGGACACAAACUUCACUUCUGUGUUCCUGCUCACCAAGUUGCUGCACCCCCUGCUCAAGGCUGCGGCAGCGGUGAAGGGGUCAAGGGAGAACGGGGGGUCGUCCGUCAUUAACAUCUCUAGCGUCGCUGGGAUCACGCCGAUAAAGUCAGGAUCCCCGUACGCCGCAAGCAAGGCCGCCAUGAAUCAGGUGACUAGAAUAUGGGGCUGUGAGUGGGCUCCGGACGGGAUCCGAGUUAACGCCGUCGCUCCGUGGUACACAAAAACACCGCUUACGGAACCGGUACAGGCGGACCCCGUGAGGGUGAACGAGAUUACUCAACGAACCCCUAUGAAGCGAUGGGCGGACGCGGACGAAGUGAGCGGCAUGGUAGCGUUCCUCUGCAUGAAAGGCGCCGGCUACAUCACGUCGCAGGUCAUUGCAACGGACGGAGGCUUCACAGCAAAUGGAUGGAUGACCUAACGAAGUAUUCGUGCUGAGGGUGGGCAAGGAAUCGCGUCCCACUCCUUGUCCUGGCAGCUCAAAUAGCGAGUCUUGAAGGCAUUUGUCGUGAAUCAAAGGAGUGCGGUGAUGCGUCUCGAGCAGGAUGUGUCAUUCAAGGGGAAACACCAAUCGGCUCGAAAGCUUGCGAUAUUGUCGCGCCGUCGUCUCCCCCCCAUCGUCAAACAACCCCCGGUCAACGGCUCGCAACUCUUCACUCGUGGUCCGGUGACACCCGGGACAUGUGAGACGUUUGCCUUUCGCAUAGACUUUCGGUUGGGGACAUGGACGUUUGCCUUCCGCGUAAGCACCCAGCAAAAACAAACGUCAAGCAAGGUCGCUGCAUGGACGUUCGAAAGCCAAGCCCCGCUUAACCAAUGACCGUGUUGCUCUGAGGUUCGGCCCGAACUGAACUAAUCCAUACAAAAGCAAACACGUGCUGCGAUCGAUGCCGUUCGAUGACCUCCAGGAAAGAUGUCUCACUCACGGUACGCCCAUCGUUCAGGGUCAGAUGUCUCACGCAUGGUACACCCCUCGUUCAGAUGCCCUCGUUCAGAUGUCUCACGCAUGGUUUUUGGCGCUCAUUCGAUACCGAAUGAACGAGGAGACUGCUCUACGGCAGUAGUUGUAUGACACAGGUCAUGAAUACGAUUACAUCCCCCUCUCCUCAUCGCUGCUGUGGUAUAGAACACGCGCUACACUUUACGACGGCGGGACCCGCACAUAUUAAGCGAGUCUCAUGAAUUCUAUGCAUACAUACAGAUGCAUACGUGAUGAUAGAUUGUUCUGGAUCCUACGUCAUGUGUCGGUGUUUGUCCUCAUGUUUCCUAUCGUUCACGAGCAAAAUAUUGUCGUUUUUGACAUUUUGAUGACGUUUGUUGUCAAAGGUCUCGGCUUGAGUGUGGGUGAACCCAUCGUCCGAGCCGUCAUAUCGGGAGAGUGUAUCCCUGUCGGUUCGCGGUAGCUUUCAGCAUUAUCUGCCUUUCUUUUCAGUUACCCGGUUUUACCCUCAGGGUUGUCAGUCUUCAUCGAAGCCAACGAGAGUUACCCUGCCCCCUUAGAGUAACCACUCACCAAGGGAGGAGUUGAAUAGUUUAUGUCGGGGAGUUUCGGAACACGGCUCGACACUUUUCGAUUUAGGUGGAAUUCUUCGAUUUAGAUGGACGGGUCCAGCUCUGGGAACGUUCCCCAAAACGGAGGAACAUCGAGCUCCUAAAUCUGGAAACGGGCUUUCAGAUUUAGAAAAAUAGUGGUCCGGCGCCGCUUUUUCUAAAUCGAUAUCGCUUUCAGGAGACGAUGUAGAUUUCAGAUUUAGGAGGAGCAAAGAGACCCACCACCACACACAGCAGCAGUGUAUAGUAGUAGUGGUGGGAAAGCCUGGAACUCCAGGCACCACGGAAGGUGCUGUUGUGGACUCGAUCGCUGCCAACGAAGGUCAGACCUACUACACCUAUCUGGGGGUUGAUUGAUCUGCGCGCGAGUGCGUGCGUGCUGUGUUCAUCUGUCUGUUUUGUUGUUGCUGCUGCUGGGUUGUUGUUGGGCGAGAGAAGAAGCAACAGGGAGCAACAUAUUGGUGAAAUUGAGAGCGAAGCAUCUGAUUGAGAGCGAGAUUGCGCGAUGCGCUGCAGCUGGACUACUGCUGAGAGGUGGAGCUUGCUGUGUAGCUUGAAUUGAAGGGCUACCCCGUAGCUACAAGCAGAUACCCUGGUCAUCCUGUGGGAGUCUCUCGAUGUGGAGCUACAGCGGCGAGCAGAAGCUACAGCAGAGCCCACCGCCCGAGGCCAUACAACCCUGCAACAGUUUGAGGCAAGAAUAGCCAAUCUGGCGAAAUCUAGCAACUUGUCUAGCUCCUAGCUGCAGCAUCCGAUGACGAUGACACGCAUAUGGUCAUGACGCUGCUGAUGAGACCUUCAAUUUGCGCCGCUUCUUGGAAGCGCCCGCCCCCUACUUCCCAAUAAAAGGCAAGAGGCGUCUGGACCCGAAUUUUAUUUUUUUUGGCUCUCGCUCUCGAUUUCAUGCUUCGCUCUCGAUUUCACCAAUAUGUUGUUCAGGGGGAAACGAGGAAGAUCAGACUUGUCGUUACAGUAUAAAGACUUGGCUCGGCGAUGUGCUUAACUACAUACAAACGGGGUGUAGUGUGUGUGUGCGUCUACUCUCUUCUUGUUUGCUGCUGAGGAUGCUCCCUUUCUCUCCCUUCUUGUGGAAAGGCUGUCUCUCGUUCGCACACCGUAACAAAAACGAGAAGUGAGGCUCCUUGAACACCCUCCUCCUCACAGAUGGUACUGACUGGUGGUUCAGCCCCUCAACUACCUGCAUGCGUGGUCUGUGUCAUCCUCAUCAACCUGCACACCGCCGCGCCUGCCGAUGAUGUUGUUGUUGUUGUUUCUCACACUAGCUCUAAAAAAAAAAUUGGGAGCCCGUGGUCUCAAAACCCGGCAUACACGACCGAUGUGUGAUGUGAUGUUUCCAUGCAGCACAGCAGCUGAUGUCCUUUUUUUUUUCUGCAGCCUUUCCGCGCCGGCGCGUUUUCUUGCCACAUUCAACUCCGUGGGCUCCACAAAAUAAAAUUCCGAGAACGUUCGUUGCACCAAAAUCGAGUAGUUGCUGCUUAAAAAUAACUUUUGUUCCGAAACUCUCUAUAUAUGUCAUAUCUCGGCGAGUGCAGAGGUACAAGCUCGCAUUGCGCGGGCGUCAAGACGCCGAAAACAGGCGAACAAGAUCGACCUCGGACCAGUCAACGCCAAUGAUAUGGGGAUGGAGUGUAGACGCAUCGUAGAACGCGUUUUCGUUUGAAGUUGGCGUCUUGUUUGAGAGUAGAUGUGACAGAUUUGCGUAGAAUAGGGUAAGAUGUUAUCAUGAACGGAGAUGAAAGGGCUUUUCCAACACGGAGAUGUAGCAUGGAUCAAAGCAUUUGUUGGAUUUCAGCUUUUACAAGCGGACAUCAACGCAGUAGUAUUUUAGCAAGCUUACGAACGCAUAUAGGAUACCAUGAGGAUU